Messenger RNA from Meriones unguiculatus (Mongolian gerbil), 231 nucleotides. RefSeq names its product zinc finger protein 431-like. Gene Ontology annotation, biological process: regulation of DNA-templated transcription. NCBI's taxonomy places the organism in Eukaryota, Metazoa, Chordata, Mammalia, Rodentia, Muridae. The transcript has 3 exons. The record is from RefSeq and is a predicted model, not a curated record. The coding region runs from base 1 to 231 and encodes 76 amino acids.
AUGACCUCAGAUCUCCUGAAUUUGGAGUUAUGGACAGUUAAUUCAGUAACCUAUGACGAUGUGGAUGUGAAAUUCACUCAGGAAGAGUGGGCUCUGCUGGAUCCUUCCCAGAAGAGUCUCUACAAAGAUGUGAUGCUGGAGACCUAUAAGCACCUUACAGCUAUAGGCUACAAUUGGGAAGAGCAUAAUAUUGAAGAACAUUGUCAACAUUCUAGAAGAUAUGGAAGGUAA